GCGAGGACUAGGGCACAGUGCAAGUGCCAGACAGGUGCUCGAUGCUACCAAGCCUGUCAUAGUAGCCGUGUUUCGUGUACGAAGUACGGAGUAUGUAGUACGCCCCUACCUAGCGACCCCGCCACGCCGCUACGAGCCGCUGCGACCAAACGACGUGCCUGCUGGGAAGGGGAUUUCGGACAGUACCGUCCCAGCGUUUCCCAUCUUCGCCUUUUACAAGGUGCCGUCCAGAGCAACAAUCGCGCCGUCGAGAUGGGCAAUGUCGGCAGCACGCCCGAAGAGGGCGCAUCACUCUAUCUUAGGGACCAGAAUCGAUUAUCCAUCUCUUCUGUCGCCAUUAGUAGUCCGCGAAAGCGCACAUCCAUAAACAUCGUUCCUAAUGCAUAUCCUGCUACAAGAGUAUCAGCAUCUCGAUCACUGGGCGAGAAUGGCCCCAUCGAGUUCGUCUUGGACCCGGAAGCGCCCACUAGCGGUGCUGCAGCCCCGGUCUUCCUGCUGAAGCUCGCAAACGACGAUGACUUGGUCUUCACUUUCACCUUCAUCAUUCGCCAGGCGCACCAAAUUGUCCAGGCUCCAGCUGGUGGCGUCGAAUCCGUCGGCUCGACCGAUACCCAGAUCAAGGGCCUCACCUUUGUGUAUGCUUCGACGUCCCGCGAGGUAGAGAAUCUGGUCACGCGCGAGUUUCACGCCGACCCGAAUCUGCACAAGAACGCGAACGUCGAGCUUGUUGGCCCUUUCUCAACUGAAGGCAGCCCAUCGGUGACGUUUGAAUGGAGCUGGAGAUGGAAGCCCCCAAAGAAUACCGAGGACAAAGGUGGCGGCUGGAGGAAUUCGUGCAGUUUCGUCGAGUACGACCAGCGGGCCCACCGUCUGCAUACCCUCGCCAGUUUUUCCUUUUUCGUGGCCAGCGUAUCACCAUACUUCAGCCAACCCCAUUCGCCAUCCCCUCCUAUUCUUUUAAGUGCCCCGCCCAAGGUGCGAGUGGUGUCCGCACAGUCCGUCGAGUCUCGAAUCAGCGCCGUUCCGGAAGAAGACGAAACCCUCUCUCCCUUACCUCUCUCAAGUGACCCAGGCAAUGGAGUUCCGUCGAUGCCACUGGCUGUUGCAAAAGAGCCUAUCAAGGUCGACGUAUCCUGCCCGCGGCCUAGCGAAGAUAUGUCUGUAUCCGAUGACGGACCGCUCUUCCGGGCAACGAUGAAAGCUCUGGAACAGAAAACGGGAAACAUGCGAAUGCAGAUGAAGAGAUUAAUCAAAAAGGCCGAGCAGGUUCACGCAGCGCAGCAAGAAGCUAAUGAUGCCUUUACCGGCUUCAUCGAGGCGUUGAAGGAAGUGUCUUCUACCAACGCAAACGCUGUCCAGCCAGCCAUCGAACACUACUUUGACAAGAUCGCCCGCGAGAUCCUGAUGUAUGAGCGACAAAACACAUUGAACAUGCAAAGGAUUGUCAUAGACCCGAUGAACAAGCUUUAUCAGAUGGACAUCAAGCAGGCCGAGGCAAAGAAGCGCGACUUCGAAGAGGAGAGCAAGGACUUCUACGCCUACGUGAGCCGGUAUCUGGGCCAGCGGCACGACUCGAUCAAGGCGAAACAAAGCGACUCCAAGUACCAAUCUAAACGCAAGACCUUUGAGCUCAAGCGCUUUGACUACUCUUCGUUCAUGCAGGAUCUCUCCGGUGGCCGAAAGGAGCAAGAGAUUUUGUCCCAUCUCACCAAAUAUGCCGAUGCCCAAGCAAGAUUGUUUCUUGCCACCUCGAAAAAGGUAGAUAAUCUCCUCCCGCAACUCGAGGCCUUGUCUAGCGAGGUGCACGAAGCGGAUAAAGAGUACCAAUACCAACGCCGAGAGCGCGAGGAGAAGAGAAGACUCCUGGAAAAGAGCAACCUUUCCUACGGAGAACCGGAGCCUCCUUCUACGGCGUCAGGAAUAGCUCCACUACCCGUCUUAAAUGGUCCGCAAGCCAAUUCGGACUCUGAGCUCGGCCGAGCAGACAGCACAGGUUCGCAGCUUAAGACAAUCAGCCCCGGCAAUAUGGGCAAUUCUCCCGGGGUAGGGGAUCUUUCCAAAUCCCCUGGGAGUCUUAGCCAUCAUACGUCUGUUGGUAGCCCUCAACAAAAUGCCAAGUUCCGCGGCAUCCGAGACCUAGAGGAGCGAGAUUCAAGCCAGGUGGCAAAUUCUGAGAAAAACUCGAUGCAGAGAAAGGAGGGCUUGCUUUGGGCUCUCAACCGACCAGGCGGCCACGUGGAUCCACGAGCUCUGAAUAAACAGGGCUGGCACAAGUUUUGGAUUGUUCUUGAUCAAGGCAAGCUGUCCGAGUAUAGCAACUGGAAGCAGAGGCUAGACUUGCAUAUGGAUCCCAUCGACUUGCGUCUAGCUUCGGUACGAGAGGCGAGGAAUGCAGAGCGCCGUUUCUGUUUCGAGGUCAUCACGCCACAGUUCAAGCGCGUUUACCAGGCAACCUCUGAAGAAGACAUGAACAGUUGGAUUAUGGCCAUCAACAACGCACUUCAGAGCGCUGUGGAAGGGCGGGGGUUCAAGGAGAAGCCGCUGGUAUCCACUGGCGAACUAAGCUUCAACGGGAUCGAUAUUGGGUCCAUUUUGACGGGGAAAAGCCCGUCUAGCGCUCACGCUAGCCACUCAAAUCACGGCUCUAGCGGGAUUCCUUUAAGACGAACGACUGUUGGCGCCCGUCCAGGCACGUCACGCGGCAGCAGUUUCGACGAGAAUCCCGAUAAACUGCUCCAGAUGCUCCGCGACAAUGAUCAAGGAAACGGCUGGUGUGCCGAUUGUGGAUCGAAUAACAAGGUUGAGUGGGUUUCCAUCAAUCUCGCCAUCAUUGUUUGCAUUGAGUGCAGCGGUAUCCAUCGGUCACUGGGGACGCAUAUCAGCAAGGUUCGCUCCCUCACUCUCGACACAACCUCUUUUACAGCGGACAUUGUGGAGCUCCUUCUCCUAGUUGGAAACAGGGUGUCCAAUAUGGUCUUUGAGGCCAAGUUAGAUCCCACAGUGAAGCCUACCCACCAAGCGACACGAGAACAACGACUCAGAUUUAUCACCGCGAAAUAUGUCGAACGAUCAUACGUAGAACCCAUUUCCCCCACUCUCUCCAGGUACCCUACUCCGGACGACACUCUCCUCGCAGGGAUCAAGAAAAACGACAUCCAACAGGUCCUGUAUGCCCUGGCGCUGCAAGCUAGUCCAAACGUGACUGAUAAGUCACGAGGCACGCACGCUGUCUACCUGGCCCUGGCUGCGGCGGAUCCCGCACAGCCGUCACCAACACCGCCGUCGGUGCCCGCACCGGGACAGGCUGCGGAAAAGGUUGUGCCUUUCCCCAUCGCCGAGCUGUUGAUCCAGAAUGGUGCAGAAAUCCCACUCCAGCCCCCAGCCUUCCCUCUCAGUCACGCCGCGCAGCAGUAUGUCGAGGUGAAGCGGGGACGCCGAGCUGCCAUCGAAGCAUCGGGAGGCUCGUACGAUGGCGUCGGUUCACAUACAUCCAACGCGACGUUGAGCCCUGGCGACAAGCUCCAGCGAGAAAGGGAGGCCAGACUCCAGAAGCGCGUAAGCGCGGGGGGGCGUUUAGCCAAGAACCCUAUUCCAGAGCGAUAGAGCGGCUUGGGGGUUGCUUAUGGAGUGCCAUUCCUCAACCUCAGCCGCCAGCGGUCAUAUCCGUCGUAUUAACUAAGGCGCCGUCUUUCCCAACCGCCACACGUUUUAUUCUGUUAUUCUCCUAUCCGUUGAGCUCAUUCAUGUACGAUUUGUUUUAUUUUAUCUUUUGACAUUCCGACCUUUGAGCACUAGCUUCCUCAUACCCACAUA
This is a messenger RNA of Lasiosphaeria miniovina, 3813 nucleotides long. RefSeq lists its product as uncharacterized. Gene Ontology annotation, molecular function: GTPase activator activity; actin filament binding. Gene Ontology annotation, cellular component: cytoplasm; trans-Golgi network; endosome. NCBI's taxonomy places the organism in Eukaryota, Fungi, Ascomycota, Sordariomycetes, Sordariales, Lasiosphaeriaceae. Gene Ontology annotation, biological process: intra-Golgi vesicle-mediated transport. Bases 253 to 3603 code for a protein of 1116 amino acids. The transcript is spliced from 6 exons. The record is from RefSeq and is a predicted model, not a curated record.